GUAAACCCGUUUUUAAUUAACUUUUAUUGAUUUUUCUCAAUUUUUUCUUAGCGUUUUUAAGCCCUACCUUUUAAAAUUUUAAGUGGCUUGGUCUGUAAAAGCCACUACUAACCCUUAAGCGGAAACAGUAUCAGAGAGUUGAAGGGGAAAAGCUAGAGAUAUACACAAUGGGCGGCAACGGCGAAGAGAUCCUUAUGUUGGAGGCACCGCCUGAAACUGCUCGGCCAUGGGCCUCUGCUUCCACUGCCGAGACUUUGGACGCAUUACCCUACAUUGACGACGACUACGGGAACCCAAUGGUCAAGGAAGAGGUUGAUCGAUUGGUCGAAGAAGAGAUGCGAAAGAGUAUCAAGAAGCCAGCUGACUUCCUCAAGGAUUUACCCCCUCUUCCCUCCUUCAAUUUUCAGCAUCACCCAAUGAUUGGCAAAGAAUAUGAGCGCGUCAGAGCGGGUAGGCCACCCGUGACCCUUGAUUUUUCUUCACGGUAUCAAGUUGAACCACCGCCCAUGAAUAAGAGAAACGAUGAAACUGCUUGGAAACAGGCAGUUCAAAGAUCUCAGCGCUCAUUGCAACAUCAAGUAAUUAGGUUGGAAAAUUUGGAGUUGAUGUUAAAAUAUGGCCCUGAUGUUUGGAGACAGAACAACCAACGACUGGGAGGAUUUUUGGCCAGCAGGAUGCAAAAACUAGCUCAACAGCAAAAUGAGAAAAUUGAAACUGUAAACCGUGAAAGAAAAUUUCAUCAGCAAAACACUGCAUAUGAGCUCAAUGCUUUGUCCACGCAAUGGAAGGAGCUUUGUCUGAAAAACAUUGAAAUUCAUGCUGCCUGUUCUCAUACUGAAAAGCAUAUAGCAGAACUCAGGAGAGAAGCUGCUGAGAGAGGCUGGAACUUGGAAGCUAAUUUGGAGAAUGGUGCUUUGUCACCUUCAACAUAGCAAGGUUUCAAAAGAUUUGAGAUAUAUAUGGCGUAGUGAAGCUCAGAACUGCUGUAGCGUCCUCGAAGCCACCUUCCCAGAUGCACAUGGAUGGAAUGUUGUAGCAGUUUUUAGGGGCCAGGAUUACAUCCUGCAUCUACUUGUGAACUCGUUUACCUGCUAUAAAUGCAUUCAACUGAAUUGAAGUUUUGUUUGUACCAUGACUCAUUAAUGUGUUAGACUGGAUAGAUGUUCCUUGGUCCCCAUGGGAACUAUGAUUUUCAUUUGGAAAACUUUUAUUAUGCUCUUGAUAUGCGCCCAAUCAUUUUGGUUGUAGAUGGUCAUAAUUCUUAAUAUAUAAACUAUUUAUUAAAUAUUUUACUGAGUUGGUGUUACUCCCAAUCGAGUCAUCAACUCGGUUAAAAAAUUACAGAAA
This is a messenger RNA of Gossypium arboreum, 1347 nucleotides long. RefSeq names its product pre-mRNA-splicing factor SPF27 homolog. Gene Ontology annotation, biological process: mRNA processing. Gene Ontology annotation, cellular component: catalytic step 2 spliceosome; Prp19 complex; precatalytic spliceosome. The record is from RefSeq and is a predicted model, not a curated record. Bases 168 to 932 code for a protein of 254 amino acids. The transcript has 7 exons. NCBI's taxonomy places the organism in Eukaryota, Viridiplantae, Streptophyta, Magnoliopsida, Malvales, Malvaceae.